GGGAUGCAGUCAAUUUCAAGUUCAUGUUGUCCAAAACUUUUCGUCCGAUGUCUUGUUUUCUGUAUUGAUUAAGAGUCAAGAGCGCACAGUGCCAUGAUGGCACACCGGUAUCUGCAUCUGUCAAGAGGCUGCAGGAACCUUCUCCACGCUCUGCUGCCAAAUGUCAGAUCAACAAACCGUGUGCAAUCGGUCCAGGGUGUUGGGCAAAUCGUCCUAGACAGAAGAUCCUUGCUCUCUCAGGUCUUGGGCACCUAUAGAAGAUUAAGCUCCAAACCUCCCAAAGGAUUUGAAAAAUACUUCCCUAAUAAUAAAAACGGUGGUCCAAAAAAUGGUGAGCCCAAGUCAUCCAACGCAGAGGUCAAAGAGGCCAAACCAACCAAUGCUCAGAAGACCACUGGUGGAGGUGGAAGUAGUGGAGGAGGAGGAAAAAGAGGGGGGCGGAAGGAUGAAUCCAGUUGGUACAGCCGUCUCCAAAAGGGUGAUGUGCCGUGGGAUGAUAAAGAGUUCCGUAUGUAUUUCCUGUGUGGAACGGCCUUCUGGACAGCCGUCACAUAUUAUUUCUUCUUCCGAGAUGGAGGAAGAGAGGUCACCUGGAAAGACUUUGUAAAUGGUUACCUUGCUAAAGGAGUGGUUGACAGGUUGGAGGUUAUAAACAAGCGAUAUGUAAAAGUCAUCUUUACCCCUGGUAAAACUCCAGUUGACGGGCAAUAUGUGUGGUUCAACAUCGGCAGUGUGGACACAUUUGAGCGAAACCUGGAAACUGCUCAGCUAGAGCUGGGCAUUGAAGGAGAGAACAGACUGCCAGUCGUCUACUCCACUGAAAGUGAUGGGUCGUUCCUCUUUAGCAUGUUGCCCACUGUUUUGAUCAUUGGGUUCUUACUGUUCAUGCUGAGGAGAGGGCCAGCCGGGGCAGGGAGGCCAGGGAGGGGAAUGGGUGGGCUCUUCAGCGUCAGCGAGACCACUGCCAAAGUACUACGAGACGAGAUCGAUGUCAAAUUCAAGGAUGUGGCGGGCUGUGAGGAGGCCAAAUUGGAGAUCAUGGAGUUUGUAAACUUUCUUAAGAACCCAAAGCAGUACCAGGAUUUGGGUGCCAAGAUUCCAAAGGGGGCUAUUUUGACCGGACCCCCGGGCACAGGAAAGACUUUACUAGCCAAGGCCACUGCGGGAGAGGCCAAUGUCCCCUUCAUCACUGUGAAUGGAUCAGAGUUCUUAGAGAUGUUUGUGGGGGUUGGGCCAGCCAGGGUUCGGGAUCUCUUUGUAUUGGCCCGGAAGAAUGCACCUUGCAUUCUCUUCAUAGACGAGAUCGAUGCUGUAGGAAGAAAGAGAGGCAGAGGCAACUUCGGCGGACAGAGUGAACAAGAGAACACACUCAACCAGUUACUAGUUGAGAUGGAUGGAUUUAACACGGCUACCAAUGUUGUAGUGCUGGCAGGCACCAACAGACCAGAUAUUCUAGAUCCAGCUCUGAUGAGGCCCGGACGCUUUGAUAGACAGAUAUAUAUCGGGCUACCAGAUAUCAAAGGCAGAGCCUCUAUAUUCAAAGUCCAUCUGAGACCACUAAAGUUGGAUGCAGAGUUGGACAAAGAAUCUCUGGCAAGGAAAAUGGCUGCUCUAACACCUGGUUUUUCAGGUGCGGACAUCGCUAAUGUGUGCAACGAGGCUGCGUUAAUUGCAGCCCGCCACCUUUCUGAUGCCAUCAACCAAAAACACUUUGAGCAAGCCAUCGAACGAGUCAUUGGGGGUCUUGAGAAGAAGACGCAGGUGCUGCAGCCAGAUGAGAAGAAGACAGUGGCUUACCAUGAGGCUGGUCAUGCUGUAGCCGGCUGGUUCCUUGAGCACGCCGACCCUCUGCUAAAAGUGUCCAUCAUCCCGCGUGGGAAGGGUUUGGGCUAUGCCCAGUAUUUGCAUAAAGAGCAGUACCUGUACACCAAGGAGCAGCUGCUGGACAGGAUGUGUAUGACGCUGGGUGGACGUGUGUCUGAGGAGAUCUUUUUUGGCCGCAUUACCACAGGGGCACAAGAUGACCUGAAGAAAGUAACACAGAGUGCUUAUGCACAGAUUGUGCAGUUUGGCAUGAAUGAAAAGGUAGGGCAGGUGUCUUUCGACCUGCCACGGCAGGGAGAGAUGGUUUUGGAGAAGCCCUACAGCGAGGCCACGGCACGCCUCAUUGACACAGAGGUCAGAAACCUCAUCAACACGGCCUAUCAGCGCACACAGCAGCUGCUAAAUGAGAAGAAGGCUGAGGUGGAGAAGGUGGCAAUACGUCUACUGGAGAAAGAGGUGCUGGAUAAGAAUGACAUGGUGGAGCUGCUGGGCAGAAGGCCGUUUGCUGAAAAGUCAACUUAUGAAGAGUUUGUGGAGGGAACGGGAAGCAUGGACGAGGACACAUCGCUGCCGGAGGGCCUGAAGGACUGGAACAAGGAGCGCGGCAGCGAGAACGAGGAGAGUACGGAGGAGCAGGUGGCCCGACAGAUCACUGGUGGUAUGCCCUUCUGAGGACACCCGUUCACCAUGACCCUGGAGGGUCCAGAGCAUUUAUUUAAGAGAUGGGAAACACUUGCCUGACGGACACUGAGGCAAGUACCCUGUUCUUCAGAAGAGCUGCAGCUAGGCGUUGGACUUAUUUUGUGUACAGUAGGGUGUUUAUGAAAUAUAAACUUUCUUGUGCUGAAGUUUAUUGUGUUUCAGCAAAAUUGAAAGGAUCAGGAGAUCUUCUGUUGAAGAUGAAGUGUAUUUUAUGUGACACAUCAGCGCUUUGCCAGAAAAUCUGUUUAACUUAAGGCAAAAGCACUGUAGCUUGUCAAGAAAGAUUCUCUCUAGUCACUUCAAUUUUACCUAUCAAUGACCAAGAAGACAUACAAAAAAAAUCUCUCUCUCUCU
Molecule: messenger RNA, 2880 nt
Organism: Sinocyclocheilus rhinocerous
Lineage: Eukaryota; Metazoa; Chordata; Actinopteri; Cypriniformes; Cyprinidae
Product: AFG3-like protein 2
Exons: 17
Coding region: 94-2496 (800 amino acids)
Biological process (GO): mitochondrial protein processing
Cellular component (GO): m-AAA complex; membrane
Molecular function (GO): metalloendopeptidase activity; zinc ion binding; ATP-dependent peptidase activity
Source: RefSeq, a predicted model, not a curated record